UUGCAAUGGAAAAAAUUAUGAAAGAACAUUCAAAACAAGCAGUCAUGUCGAAUGUUGCAUAGGUAUGAAUGAACAGCUCUUUAAUCCAGAUACUCAUAUAUGUUGCGGUGGUGCUCUUCAUCCUAGAAUUGCUAAUGGUUCAAUUCAAGGUUGCUGCAGUAGCACAAUUUACAACAGUAGGAAAACUCUGUGUUGCAGUGGGAUUCAUUAUCCACAAUACAGGCCAGAUCGUAACGCUUGCUGUGGAUCAACAAUUUACAGCUUUAAAGACGAGAUGUGCUGUGGGUACAAAGUUCACAAACUCAAUUUCGCAAGGCUUUGUUGCGGGAACGAAACAUUUGAUGCUUUCCUUCAGCAAUGUUUUCAUGACACUGAAGUCAUGAAUGCAUAUGAAAGUAAAUGUGGAGAUACGAAAUACGACACUAGAAAACAGAUGUGUUGCAACAAGGUAUUGAUAACAGAGAACCCGAGAGGUCUUCGAUGUUGCGGUUCUGCAACAUUUAAUUACAGUUUAAAUGACUGCGUGGAGAAUAAAAUUGUCACCAAAGGAUAUCUUCUAUGCAAUAAAUACGGAGAAUAUAACCCUUUAACGCAUGAUUGUUGUGAAGGAGAUUUAAGGAGGAGAAGUGGGUCAUGGUGGCGCUGCUGUGGUGGCGAAAUGAUUAACUAUGAAGUGGAAAACUGUUGCGCAGGAAAAGGUUAUAACAAAAGAAACGAACAAUGUUGUGGUGGUAAUGUUACCAAAAUUGAAGAUACUUGCUGUGCAGGCCAGGCGUUAGAUCCUAAAACACAAGUGUGCUGUGGGAAAACUCUUUUUAGUAAUGAAGAGAUAAUGCAGAAAAAUGAAACGCAUCAUGACAAAUGCUGUACAACCGUACAUGGGCAAAUUUCAUAUGAUUCUGCGAACUUCGUUUGCAGUUGGAAGAAAAACACUGUUAGCAGAAAAAGCAAUCGACCAAUAUGUGGACGAAGGGAAUAUAAUCCUAGGAAAGACCUCUGUUGUAACUCAAGAGUUUUUAAGAAAGCGCUUCGAAGGGGAAUGAAAUGCUGUAUGCCAAGUGCAUCUAUAUAUAAUUCAAGAACACAUGUAUGUUGUUAUGGUGUCAAGAAGGUCGGCAAUAGAUGCUGGAAAGCAAAUUUUCGUCGGACAAAGUUUCGUCGUCGAUGUCCACGGAGUUGUGGACGAAGAAAGAUGACAUUAAAGAAAUAUUGCAAAAUUUCACAAGGUACCUACUUACAUAGACCGAUAUCUCGACUGGAAUCGAAAAUGAAGAAACAAUUCAAGUCAAUUGAGGGAGGUGAAUCUUGUAAGUGUGUGUACAAAAGGAAAAUCAGAAAAGAUUCCUGUAUUUUGACUGGUGGCCGAUGUAUGUCUUACCGGGAAAUUAUUGGAAUAUUAGUUGUAAAGAAGAGGAAAUUUAUCCUGUGGUACUUUCAAAGUAAUAGAAAGAGGAAAGAUCAAACACGAUUCUGUGCUUCAAAUUUAUGA
Molecule: messenger RNA, 1489 nt
Organism: Saccostrea echinata
Lineage: Eukaryota; Metazoa; Mollusca; Bivalvia; Ostreida; Ostreidae
Product: galaxin-like
Exons: 7
Coding region: 65-1489 (474 amino acids)
Source: RefSeq, a predicted model, not a curated record